Messenger RNA from Pteropus alecto (black flying fox), 2754 nucleotides. It is a transcript of the gene UBE2I, whose product is annotated as ubiquitin conjugating enzyme E2 I. Gene Ontology annotation, biological process: protein sumoylation. Lineage: Eukaryota; Metazoa; Chordata; Mammalia; Chiroptera; Pteropodidae. Bases 95 to 571 code for a protein of 158 amino acids. The record is from RefSeq and is a predicted model, not a curated record. Gene Ontology annotation, molecular function: SUMO conjugating enzyme activity. Gene Ontology annotation, cellular component: nucleus. The transcript has 6 exons.
GUUUGCUCCCUGGUCAGGUGUGAGGGGGAAGGGGAAGGAGGAGCCAGGGUUUCCUCCUGAUCACAUCUCUGCUAUCUCUUGCAGGACUUUGAAUAUGUCGGGGAUCGCCCUCAGCAGACUUGCCCAGGAGAGGAAAGCUUGGAGAAAAGACCACCCAUUUGGUUUUGUGGCUGUCCCAACAAAGAACCCUGACGGCACAAUGAACCUCAUGAACUGGGAGUGCGCCAUUCCAGGGAAGAAAGGGACCCCAUGGGAAGGAGGCUUGUUUAAACUACGGAUGCUCUUCAAAGAUGACUAUCCAUCCUCACCACCGAAAUGCAAAUUUGAACCACCAUUAUUUCACCCAAAUGUGUACCCUUCAGGCACUGUGUGCCUGUCCAUCCUCGAAGAAGACAAGGACUGGAGGCCAGCCAUCACAAUUAAGCAGAUCUUAUUAGGAAUACAGGAACUUCUAAAUGAACCAAAUAUCCAAGAUCCAGCUCAAGCAGAGGCCUACACAAUUUACUGCCAAAACAGAGUGGAAUACGAGAAAAGGGUUCGAGCACAAGCCAAGAAGUUUGCGCCCUCAUAAGCAGCGACCCGCGGCAGGCAGCAUCAAAAGGAAGGGAUUGGUUUGGCAAGAACUUGUUUACAACAUUUGCAGAUCUAGCGUUGCUCUGUACAAUUACUAGUCACCUAGGGGAGGCGGGCGGGCGCCAUUUUCCAUUUCUGCCACUGGUACACAGUUCUCGACUCGCUGAAUUGCCCAGUUUUUCAUACAGGGUCUCUUCCUUCAGUCUUUUGUAUUUUUGAUUGUUAUGUAAAACUUGCUUUUAUUUUAAUAUUGAUGUCAGUAUUUCAACUGCUGUAAAAUUAUAAACUUUUAUACUUCGACGAGUCCCUGAGGAGCUAGUUCCCUUUGCUCGCAGGUGCAGGCAUGCUUCCCACCAUCAGAGCUACACGUAGCCUCCAGCUGGCUGUAUGAAAAAGAAAUCGGCCUGUCCCCUGCCCUCGCGCCUCUGUCCUUUCUCUCUGCAAAACCCAGGUUGUGUUGCUAUGAGCCUCAGAUCCAAAGUCAGCCAGCCUCUUGUUUUCCGCAUCACUUCCUUUGUGUUUAUAUGGCGUUUUGUCUGUGUUGCUGUUUAGAGUAAAUAAACUGUUUAUAUAAAGGUUUUUGUUGCAUUAUCGUCAUUAAAAGUGUGAGGAGGCAGCCUUGGGGUGCCCGGCCCCCUCCCCUCAGCUGCAGGCCCCACAGAGCACCAGCCUUGGCCCCAGCAUGUCUUGCUGCCUGUGCCUAGGCCUGCGUGGCGCUUGUCCUGGUCCUUUGUAAAUAGUUCUGUGUCCAGAGACGGUGUGUGUCCAGGGUUUCUGUCCCCCCUCCGCCCCCUCUGGUUCUUUGAGCAGUAGAGCACUAGGGUUCAGAUCUGGUCAAGUUGGAAUUGGUGUCGAGACCCUUUUAAAGCAUGUGCUGCCCAAGCCAUCAGGAGGACGAGGUACCUAUACCCAGGCCAUGGCUGAGCCUUAGUGAGGACCACAUCCAAGCUACUGGCCCUCCUCGGGGGCCAGCGCAGGCUGGCUUAGGAUAGCCGGGCCACAGCAAUGGAGCCGAGGCCCUUAGACAGGGCAUGUGGCCUCCACUUCUGGCAGUGCAUUGCCUGCCCAGGCCUCGGUGGCUCUUCUUGGGCCUCUGCAUGUAGCGCCCACAGCCCUCUCAUGCUCACUUCAUCAGCCCCUACGCUUGGGUGUAGGUGGUCCCAGUCACCAGGAUGCCCCAAAGGAGCAGCUUUGAGGGAUGUUGUCGCAUGCUCUUCCUGUUUCCUGAAGCGUUCUGAAUCUGGUCACUUAAGAAGUCCACUCCUCAGAAAGCACCCUAGAGCCUGGGCCCACAGCUGAGCUUCCCAGAGUUGGAGUUGGCUGCUGUCUGCUGGAAAGCGGGCCUAGGUCCCCCUGCUCACCAGGGAGGUGGCAUAGAUGGAGACAGGAAGUGGCAGAAGGAGUCCUGGCCUCUGGGUCCCAGUGAGCACAGUGCUGAACAGACCAGAGACCUAGAGCUGGCUCUAUACCAGCCAGCCUUGCCCUCCCACCCCAAAGACCCUCGCUGUCAGAACUGGUUUGCCUAUGGCUCCAGUGCACAGACCGAAGUGGGGACAGUCUCCCAAAGGUGGGCAGCGAAGGGAGAGUUGGUCAUCGAGCCCUCAGCCAGGAAGGGCUGCCUCCAUUUGUCCCAGGAAAUGUGGCCCCCUCAGCCUACAGCACCUGCAUGGCCCGAGGGCCCAGUGCCUUGUUCACUUGCUUAGCUGGACGGACAUCUGUUGGGUUGCUGAGCUCUGAGCUCUCAGUUUGAUGUUUGCAAUUAUUCCUAAUGCAAAGGGCCUUACAGGGGGGAGGGGGGUGUUUCAGCGGGUCGUGUGUGUAUAGCCCCUUCCAGAAUGUCUUAUUUUGUAAUGACUGAACUACACUUAGUAAUAGUUACACAUGUAUAUGGUUAAUAUAUAUGGAAAUGCAAUAUAUUUUCUAGUUAAAGCAUUCUAAAGUAAUCGAUGUUUCUAGCAAAUUGUCGUGACUUUGGCUAAUGAAAUGUCCUUUUGUGCCACAGUCCUUGGCUUAACAAAGAUGUGAAUCUUGUAACAUGAGAACUAUGAAAUGUGAUCAUUCUAUUUCUACUGUAAGGGAAGAGAGUGUGUUCCCAGCAUGAGGCGCCUAAUUAGUGAGGAAUUGUGGGCAAUAGAUUAACCACUGUAUCUAAGAAUCCUCUAAUUAAAAUAUUUCCACAAA